CUUGUAGUAGGUUAUCUGGACUGAAAAUGAGCGGAAGAGGCAAAACCGGAGGCAAAGCAAGAGCCAAGGCUAAGACUCGCUCAUCCAGGGCAGGACUGCAGUUCCCCGUCGGCCGUGUUCACAGGCUUCUCCGCAAAGGCAACUAUGCUGAGCGCGUCGGUGCUGGUGCUCCUGUUUAUCUGGCGGCUGUGCUCGAGUAUCUUACCGCUGAGAUCCUGGAGUUGGCUGGAAAUGCCGCUCGGGACAACAAGAAGACCCGUAUCAUUCCCCGUCAUCUGCAGCUGGCGGUGCGCAACGAUGAAGAGUUGAACAAACUUCUGGGCGGAGUGACCAUCGCUCAGGGCGGUGUGCUGCCCAACAUCCAGGCUGUUCUGUUGCCCAAAAAGACCGAGAAACCCGCCAAAUCCAAAUAAGCAGAUUCAGUCUGUUUCAUUGAAACACAAAGGCUCUUUUAAGAGCCACCCAUUUUAUCUCAUAGAGAGCGCUUUUCUUUGCUAAUAUUUACAGGCAUAAACUCGUUUGGUUGAGGAGAGAAAGUCCUAUCAAGCCAAUUAAAUAUAGGAUUGCUCUGCAUUGAUGAUUACAAAUAUCGUAUAAGCCCCAAUGU
Molecule: messenger RNA, 607 nt
Organism: Ctenopharyngodon idella (grass carp)
Lineage: Eukaryota; Metazoa; Chordata; Actinopteri; Cypriniformes; Xenocyprididae
Product: histone H2A
Exons: 1
Coding region: 27-413 (128 amino acids)
Cellular component (GO): nucleosome
Molecular function (GO): protein heterodimerization activity; structural constituent of chromatin; DNA binding
Source: RefSeq, a predicted model, not a curated record